Chelmon rostratus (copperband butterflyfish) is the source of this 2876-nucleotide messenger RNA. RefSeq names its product TLC domain containing 5a (gene tlcd5a). The transcript is spliced from 3 exons. Bases 99 to 866 code for a protein of 255 amino acids. Gene Ontology annotation, cellular component: membrane. The record is from RefSeq and is a predicted model, not a curated record. NCBI's taxonomy places the organism in Eukaryota, Metazoa, Chordata, Actinopteri, Chaetodontiformes, Chaetodontidae.
AUAGGAAAAGGAACAGCAGCCACUUUGUCUGCAAACAAACCCUUUACAGGCUGCUUCAGAAACAUAUCUUCACAGGACUCUGAACCGCCAGGAUGUAGAUGAAGAGACGGCCACAUGCGCACCAUCAAGAAGAGAAGAUGGCACUGGUUGUGGUUGGUGCACUUCUGUGCCUGUCCUGCUGGGUCUCUCUCUACUUUAUCUUGUGUAACAUUAACGGGUCCAGGAGCUCUGAGUGGAACUGUCGCCUGGUCACCCUGGUACAUGGCAUCCUGGCAGUCUGCAUCACAGCAUACAUAGGCUAUGUGGAUGGACCCUGGCCUUUCACUCAUCCAGGUACUAAGAACACUCCUCUGCAGAUAAGUGCCAUGGUGCUGAGCCUGGGCUACUUUAUUUUUGACAUGGCCUGGUGUGUGUACUUCCGUACAGAGGGACCCGUUAUGCUGGCCCACCACACCAUGAGCAUCCUGGGAAUCCUGUUGACCCUUUGGUUGGGGGAGUCUGGCAUCGAGGGCUGCGCGGUCCUCUUUGGCAGUGAAAUCACCAACCCCCUCCUGCAGGCACGCUGGUUCCUCAAACAGACGGGACAUUACGCGACGCUGCUGGGAGAAGUUGUGGACGUCCUGUUUGUGCUGCUGUUUGUGGUGAUGCGAAUCUUUGUGGGCGGCACAAUGCUGUACUGUGAGCUGAUCUCCCCAAGACCCAGAUUCUUUAUCAAGUGUGGGGGAGUGGCCAUGUACGCUCUGUCCUGGGUGUUUAUGGUGGACAUUGUUCGAUUUGCCAUUCGGAAGAGCAAGAGCUGGCACAAACAGCAGAGGGACCAACAAGAGAUAGUGGCAGCUAAUGGUCAUGAAGGGAAGAAGGACUGAUCGGCUUGUGCUUCUCUAAAGGAAAUCGAUUCACUUUAUGUCUGUGUUUUUCACUUUGGAUGCUCAAGGGAAAGUACAAAGAAAUCAGCUUUUUGUAUGUUAAACUGAGAUUAAAAAAAAGUCAAGUCAUAGAUUUCUGUAUCGAGACAUAUUCCACAGCGUCUGUCUGUAAGAUCCACACCUGUGCAUGUUGAAAAAAAUGCACAGGUGCAGUUAUUGCAGCAGAACACGUCCGAUUUUUUGUGUAAAAUGUACAGUUAACAAGCAACGCAGAUGUAGUUUAUGUCCGUAAAAACCAAAGCACUUUGUAUAAACACACGAACAGAUGUUGCAUUCAGUUGCAGUGAACUGUGGCCUAGUCACAUGUGGCGGUGUUGCUCCAGAGGAAAGCUCAAUGUUAGGAAAGAAACUGUUUACAUGUAGUGCCCGAGGUCCGUGGGACACAUUUUUAGUCAUAUCAAAAAGUUAGGAUUGGUUUACUCAGGGAGAUGAAGCCAUACCAGAAAGCUGGGGUGAAUUCUAGAGACAUGUGUGUGAUGUGUUUGAGUCCUUUGUUUCAUAUAGUUUAUAGUUAUUCCUCCAAGUUUUUCUGCCUGAAAUCCAACUCCAGAACCUGCCCAGAAUGCAUUUCAUUCAUUUUACUUUAAAAGUAUAAAGGGUUACAUGAAAAGGAACCUCUUAAUUACAUAGUUCUACCCUGGUAAUGCUAUUUGGAUUUGUAUGUAAAUUCUGAAUAUCUUCAAAAGUUCUUUGAAGCAUCUGACUUCACUGUAUCGACUGUGUGAACACAGACCUACAUGACUUACUUCAAUCGUUCAGAUAAAGUCAGACAAAAGAUCUGCACUCUGUACUGAUAGCGCCCAAUGAAUCUAAUUUAAUAGAGUCAUGUUUCAGUCGCACAGAGAUCUUGUCGACAGCUCAAUUAGAUUUAUUGUGAGCUAUCUAAACAGCGUGCUGAUCUUUUGUCUGAUUUCUGCUUCAGCUACAUUUUUUGGAUCCAGCAUUUUUAAGCGUUUUUGAGACGUACCUGCUCCACAGGUUGAUCUUGAUCUUUGAGACAAACGCACUGUACUGUCAGGACCAACCAGGUGGCCUCUGACUUAGGAGAGGAUGAAAACCUGUGCAAUCAUGCGUGCAGGAGUGUCUUUCACCCCUAAAAUGUCAGAUUUCUACAUUUCUACAUUACACAAACAUAGCAAAGGCUGGGCAAACGUUAUCACUGGUAGACGUUCAGUAAAAUCAUAUCAAGAUUAUAUAAUCAUAUCUUUUUAUUGUCUUACUAAUUUCUUGUUGUCAAUGUGGUAACUCCAAACAAACUGACAUGCAAAAAUAGUUAUUACUUUUUUUAUUUACAUGUGUGAAGAGCUUUGUCUGAGUUUUGAUAUUUUGCGUGAGAUUUUUGCCUACAUUUGCCAUAAUGUGAUAUUAAUUAUCGGAAAAAUAUUUGUCUUAAUAAUAUGGAUUUCAACCAUAUUGUCCAGACACAGCACAAAAGUGUAGGCGUUAUGUGUAGAGAACAUUAUGAUUCAGCCCUUUGCAUGAGUGGACUCGUUCCAUGCUGACAAAGUUACCAAACUACCAUCUUUAAUCUUUGUGCUCGGACUUUAUAUUGGUGUUCUUAUUAUCAUGAACACAUCUUGUUUGUCAUUUGAGUGCACGUGGAUUUCCGCAGUUACGUGCUAAAACACCUUUCAUCCUCUUGUUUUCCUGUUUGUCUUUGAUUGAAAUUUGUUGUGUUGCUCCAAUAGGUCUGUUUACCAACUGCCACCAUUAAGAAUCAUGUGAGCAUCACCAUUAUAUCGAAGACAGUACAUCUCUAACUGGUGUGUGCCUUAGUUAUCUGAAUGUACUUUCAUAUAUUUUUUUUGUUUGGUUGUUGUCUUGUGUUGUACUGUAAGCCCUCCAAUAUAAGUGCAGGAGUGAUGAGGAGCCAUUUUCAGUUUGGGGUUUAAUGAUUUGCCUUUGUAAUCCCUGCGUGAAGUCAAAUAAAGGUACGAUAGUUUGUUUGUA